Messenger RNA from Nothobranchius furzeri (turquoise killifish), 4215 nucleotides. The record is from RefSeq and is a predicted model, not a curated record. NCBI's taxonomy places the organism in Eukaryota, Metazoa, Chordata, Actinopteri, Cyprinodontiformes, Nothobranchiidae.
CAAGCUAUUCGUCUUUGGUUCGUCGAUCAAACGGAAACAUGAGCGGUAGAGGCAAGGGAGGGAAAGGACUAGGCAAAGGAGGCGCUAAGCGUCACCGUAAAGUUCUCCGCGAUAACAUUCAGGGAAUCACAAAGCCUGCCAUCCGCCGUUUGGCUCGUCGUGGCGGAGUCAAGCGUAUCUCCGGCCUGAUAUACGAGGAGACGCGUGGCGUUCUCAAGGUCUUCUUGGAGAAUGUGAUCCGCGAUGCCGUCACCUACACUGAGCACGCUAAGAGAAAGACCGUGACUGCUAUGGAUGUGGUGUAUGCUUUGAAAAGACAGGGCCGUACUUUGUACGGUUUUGGAGGUUAUUUGGUCCUGGAUAAACUGAAACUCAACGGCUCUUUUAAGAGCCUCCCACCUCAGUCUAAAGUGCCAAAUCCAUAUUUACUUGUUAUCACUGGUAAAAUCAAAUUUCCAAAGAAGUCAGCUUGUCAGCAGUAUUGCACCAGCUUGCUUGCACAUUUAAUGUUGUAGAUGUUAUCUUUAAAAAAUAUAAAUUUAUAUAAUUAUUCACAUGUCCUGUUUCAUAUACUAGUUUACUAUUUAACAAAGUAAAAAUCUGAGUUUCAAUGUGUUUCCAUUCAUAACCUGACAAACAUUCUUAUGGAAAUGCUGAAAAUGGUAGAAGGACUGGUUAAAUGGGUUAAUCUGUAAAGAUCCAAUGAGAUCUAUUUAUACAUGUAUAGCUUUCUGGAAUUAUGUUCAUAUGUUGUAAAUGUAGGUCCACCAGGAGAUGUACUUCACAUGUGCAAAUAAAGUCCAUCAUGUCCCUCUGAAAUCAGUUGUGAUAAAGCUGUGCUUCCUUGCACGGUUAAUGAAAUGAUAAAUUUAAAUUGCUAAGUUUUUAAGAAGUCCAGUAGUGACAUCCUCGCAUGUCUUGAUCAAGGCUGUGAAAGACAAGUGGUGCUCGCUGCAGAACCACAAAGGUGGAGCUGCACCAGAAGGUGGAGCUGCACCAGGGUCAGCCCCGCCCAUUCCAUCAGAGUCAGUACAAUUCCUUCCAGUUGUCAGACUUGAUAGCAUUCUGGAACCAAAGAGGGUUUUAUAGCUAAAAAAUACAAGAUUGAGGACGGAGGUGAGAAGUUAACUGAACAGUUUUUGUAAAGGUUCCAUAUAAUUAAAAAUCUAACUUUUGGAACUUUUUAUCAUGUUAUAUUGUCAUUUCCUCAUAAGAAACACGCCAAAGCCAUUUUUGGCCUCAUUCAUGCAUUUUCCUCCCAUCUCAGCUUCAAUUUGGUCUCCUCCCCUGAAGUGGGUCUGGUCUUGGUUCUCAAAUCUGGAUAUUCUGUGAAUUUUCUGACAAAUUAUUUCUGAAAUGACUUCUACUGAGACACCGCCAAUAAACCAUAACCUAACCCUAGCUACACUUGCCAGUACUAUGUUUACAACAAUUUACUGGUAUACCGUUUACAAUACAAUGACUAAUGUGUUUAUUUAUUUAUUCGUUUAUUUAGCCAUUGUGAGUCCAUUUGUGAGCAGAGUUUCAACUAAAAUGCUGUUUAGGAAUGACCAAAUUCAAAGAACUUUUAGAGACAUAAAUAUUUUGCUGAAAAUAAACAUUACAACUAAAAUAUAAACAAAUUCAAUGUUUCAGCUGGCUAAAUAGAUUGAUGCCGACCCCACCGAGAAUCGAACCAGCAUCUGCUGAGGGGGAAGCAAAAUUUGCUUCAGAUGAUCUUACCACUGGACUAUCAGAGGACAUAUGACAACCACCCAUGCUGUUGCACCAUAUUAUUGUUAGAGCGGCUGUGGGCAGAUAUCUGCUAAAAGAAAUCGUUUCAUUUCAAGAUGUAUUCAGGCUUUGUCAUGUAGCAAGUUAUAUUUAUCUUGUUUAAUUGGAGCAUAGAACAUAGCAUUAACAUUUGUAAAGUAGUAACAGCCGUAAUUCAUGUGGGUCAGGUUAGUUUGCGAUGAAGUUGGAAAACAAAAACGGAAGUCAGUGGGCUAGGCUGAGUUUGCGUGAAUGGGCGGGGCUGACCCUGGUGCAGCUCCACCUUAUGGUGCAGCUCCGCCUUUGUGGUUCUGCAGCGAGCACCCUCUCGUGAAAGAUGUGGAAUUCAUGGCCAGAAAACAUGUUUCAUAUUUCAUUUGUUUUUAAAAUAGCAAUAAUAGUUCUUGUUUUAGAAUACCAACCUUUUAACAUAUCUGAGCAGUCUCGAAUUGGAGUCAACUGUCAUUAAAAGGCCAAAUGUUUGCUGGGGAUCCUUACUUAUAUACUGUAGUUUUGAAAAAUAUAAAGCAUAAUGUACAUAUGUCCAGUUCUCCAAGAAGUAGUCAUGUUACAAUCAUGCCUCAAAACAUUUUAUAUGCCAGAAUGACAAAAAAUAAUGCAAGUCAAAGGGGCUAAAAUCGCUGUUUUCUAAUUCCGUUUGCUAUGUACCAUGGAUUUCACAUGACAUCCGUGAAUUUUAAAGAGUCAUCUUGAUGCCAAGAAUGUGCGUAUUUUCAAACAGGAGAAAUGUUGUUUUAGGUUUUGUGUUCAAAUACGUCCAGGACUACAAAUGCACAUCACCUAUUUGAUGUCAUCGAACCAGACACAGAGAAGAGCAGAGGCUGUAAGUUAAGCAAACGUCAAAUCCUUCCUUCAGAGCUAAAGAACCACCAUAAAUCUGGCCAUUUGGUAAGUAGCAGCUACGCUAGGAGAGAGGUGAUUCUCUGGUGAUGGUAAAUGGUAAAUGGCCUGUAUUUGAUAUAGUGCCUUCUAGAGUCCUGGAACCCCCCAAGGCGCUUUACAACACAAUCAGUCAUUCACCCAUUCACACACUGGUGGUGAUGAGCUACAAUGUAGCCACAGCUGCCCUGGGGCACAGUGACAGAGGCGAAGCUGCCGAGCACUGGCGCCACCGGUCCCUCCGACCACCACCAGCAGGCAACGUGGGUUAAGUGUCUUGCCCAAGGACACAACGACAGUGACAGACUGAGCGGGGCUCGAACCUGCAACCUUCCGAUUACGGGGCGAGCACUUAACUCCUGUGCCACCGUGAUGUCAUUUAAAGGCUGAUGAGUACGUUAGGGUUUUUAGUUUUGUUUUAAACAACUCUAGAGUUGGGGCAGAUGGGGCAGCUGAUUCCAUAUGUGAGCAGCAUAGUAACUAAAUGCAUCUCCACCAUGUUUUGUUCUGACCCGUGGUUCUGAAAUAGCUAUUUUAGCUCCAUUAAACAGCAUUUAAUUUUUUGUUCUUCUGGGGACCCAUGAGCUGACCGGAAAUGGAGAAAAACAUUCAGCAGAUUGCUGUUUAUCACCAGCAAACUAAAAGGUAAGAGAAUAUAAAUAUGACUUUAUAUUUUAGAACUUAUUUGCAAAGUCAAAACAGGGAGAAAUACAUUCAAACAGACAAAAGGCAGGCCUUUGAAUCACCCCUACAGUCUGAAUAAAGCUUUCUGUGGAAACGUCACUUCCAGGGUCUUUCGAUGAGCUCAGCCAAUCAGAUGCGGGAAACAGCACAGAGUUAUUUACAUGCAGUCCAUAUAAGUAACGCUUCCACUCCUUUCAUUUUCAAACUAUCUGUGUACCAGAGCACGAUGCCUGAACCCGCGAAGUCUGCGCCCAAGAAGGGCUCCAAGAAAGCGGUGACUAAAACCGCCGGGAAAGGAGGAAAGAAAAGAAAGAGGACCAGGAAGGAGAGCUACGCCAUCUACGUUUACAAGGUGCUGAAGCAGGUCCACCCCGACACCGGAAUCUCGUCAAAGGCCAUGAGCAUCAUGAACUCAUUCGUCAACGACAUUUUUGAGCGCAUCGCCUCCGAGGCUUCCCGCUUGGCUCACUACAACAAGCGAUCCACCAUCACCUCAAGGGAGAUCCAGACCGCUGUCCGCCUCUUGCUCCCCGGUGAACUGGCCAAGCAUGCCGUGUCUGAGGGCACCAAGGCCGUUACCAAAUACACCAGCUCCAAGUAAACUGCCAACUACUAAUACUCCAAAGGCCCUUUUCAGGGCCACUCCAAUACUUUUAAAGCAGCAGUCUGAUUUUUGGUUACAUGUGCUUUUAAUGGGUACUUCUGAGUUUUCCUCUACUCUUUGAGUGCAGUGAUCCCAAUUGCAAUGAGUGAACGGAUAAGUGCCAAUGUUUCACACAUUUUAACUUGAGUGACCAUGAAAGGAAGGCAAACUUAGUUAUUUUUAAAAUUUGUUGUACUCAGCUUCAUAUUAAAUAAACUAAAUAUUUGCUAUAACUA